Eublepharis macularius is the source of this 1476-nucleotide messenger RNA. RefSeq names its product dicarbonyl and L-xylulose reductase (gene DCXR). NCBI's taxonomy places the organism in Eukaryota, Metazoa, Chordata, Lepidosauria, Squamata, Eublepharidae. Gene Ontology annotation, biological process: xylulose metabolic process; glucose metabolic process. The transcript has 8 exons. The record is from RefSeq and is a predicted model, not a curated record. Bases 175 to 906 code for a protein of 243 amino acids. Gene Ontology annotation, molecular function: L-xylulose reductase (NADPH) activity; carbonyl reductase (NADPH) activity.
CUCGGGAAGGCUCCCCUCGCAGGGCCUUCCUCUGAACCGAGGAAAGCGGCGACUGGGAGAGCGGCCGAGGGGGGCGUUUCGUCAGGCGGGGCCGUGGCUGCAGGCCUCGUUUCGCCUCGCUCGCCUUUCCCUACCCGAAAGCGAAGCCUUCGCUCGAACUGUCCGCCCGCCCGGAUGGAGCGUUUUGCGGGGCGUCGGGCUUUGGUGACGGGGGCGGGCAAAGGCAUCGGCAAAGCCGUGGCGGCGGCGUUGAGUCGGGCCGGGGCCCAUGUGGUGGCGCUGAGCCGGACCCAGGCGGACCUCGACAGCCUGCAGAAGGAGUGCCCUGGAAUCCAAACACUGUGCGUUGAUGUAGGAGAUUGGGAGGCCACAGAGGCAGCACUGAGCGAACUGGGUGAUAUCGAUCUACUGGUGAAUAAUGCUGGGAUAGCAUUGCUGCAGCCAUUCCUAGAGGUGACCAAGGAGGCCUUUGACAGGUCUUUCAAUGUCAACCUUCGGGCUGCGCUGCACAUCUCCCAGAUUGUUGCUCGGAAGCUGAUUGCUCGGGGUGCUCCAGGUGCAAUAGUGAAUGUCUCGAGCCAGGCCUCAGUGCGGUCUGUGAUGGAUCACACAGUGUAUUGUUCCACCAAGAGCGCCUUGGACAUGCUAACCAAAACAAUGGCUCUGGAGUUGGGGCCUCACAAGAUCCGGGUAAACAGUGUGAACCCCACUGUCGUCAUGACGGAGAUGGGACGCCGCAACUGGAGCGAUUCCCAGAAAGCUGCAGCUAUGAUCAGUCGUAUCCCAUUGGGGAAGUUUGCAGAGGAGGCUGAUGUGGUGAACGGCAUUCUCUUCCUGCUGAGUGACCAAAGCAACAUGACGACAGGUGCCAUGCUGCCAAUCGAUGGGGGUUUUCUUGCCAGUUAAAGCCGGUCGCUACGGAAACGUACCUCCAUGAUUAUCAAGCCUUCCUGAAGAUGCUGAAGUGACUCUGAUUUUAGAAAGCAAAUGAUCCACUUCUAAGAUCGAUGGGAUAAUAAAGAAGACAGAUCUCCCCUCCCCCCGCCCUUUCCUCUACCAGACCUAAACAAAUCACAACUCCUUACUUAUGGAGAAAUGUUUAUUGUAUAAAAUAAGAGGUGUUCAGCUCAUUACUCUACAUGAUGAUUAAAAACUGGACCUGUCUCCAUCCCAACCCCUCCAAAGCUCUCCCUGCUCCACCCCAAAUCCAUCACAACUGACUAAAAGGAAGGGGUGGGCCAUCACCCUCCCACCUGUUUCAUCUUAGGCUCCUGCCAUGCAGCCCGGUGCUGCCCAGACCGGACAAGGUAAAGUGACCUUCCUUCUCCUCCCCUUCUUUGGGAGGUUUGAUGGUCAGUAAACCAGCUCCGGAGCAGUGCACAGGCUGAUGCCCUGGAAGGCAAAGGCAGCUUCAGAUAGCACAGAGCUGCUUAGCUAGUGUCUCACACAAUAAAGCACCGAUGGCUGUUUCUUCAA